Molecule: messenger RNA, 2276 nt
Organism: Hyla sarda
Lineage: Eukaryota; Metazoa; Chordata; Amphibia; Anura; Hylidae
Product: E3 ubiquitin-protein ligase TRIM8-like
Exons: 2
Coding region: 360-1160 (266 amino acids)
Molecular function (GO): zinc ion binding
Source: RefSeq, a predicted model, not a curated record
GGGACAGAAGAGUGCGGAGUGCGGAGUGCGGAGCUGCGCCUGCGCUGUGCGGCCUCAGCUGAGGAGACCCGGCCGGAGCCUCAUGUCUGGCUGCUGUUCUGGAUGAACCUGUGUAUCCCGUGCACCAUCAGCGCUUUGAGAACCCAGCGAAGGACCCACGAGACACAAGAGCCAUCUGAUUUGUUUUCAUCCAUAAUCGUGUAGUCAACCUAUGAGGCAUUGUGCUGGAGUCCUUGUAUGACAUCUUCUUGAAAUGUGGUUUUGACCACUUAUGUGACUUAUAAGUACUUGACAGGAACCUACAUGACCUUCUCCACUGCCUCAAAGUGAAGUAGUGACGUUGUAGUGAUAAAACCAUAAUGGCGUUUGCUGAACUUAGAGAAGAACUGAACUGCUCCAUCUGCCUGAACAUCUUCACAGAUCCGGUCACCCUGAGCUGCGGACACAACUUCUGCUGGGUCUGUAUUGAUCGUGUGCUGCAUAGCCAGGAGGGGGCCGGAGUUUACAGCUGUCCAGACUGCAGAACCGAGUUUACGGAGCGUCCAGCACUGCAUAAAACCAUCGCUCUCCGUAACAUAGCUAAGAGUUUCCAGUCUAAGCCAGAAGAAGAGGAGAAUGGUGGCAUCUUCUGCACUUACUGUGACUCCUCCGUACCCGCCGUUAAAACCUGUCUUCAAUGUGAAGCUUCUUUAUGUGACAAGCACCUAAAAAAACACAACAAGUCAGAUGGUCACGUCUUAAUGGAACCCACCACUUCUCUGGAGAAUAGAAAGUGUUCCACCCAUAAGAAGAUGCUGGAGUACUACUGCAUCGAGGACUCCUCCUGUGUCUGCGUCACCUGCUGCUUGGCUGGAAAACACAAAGGACACCAGGUAGAACCAAUAGAUGAAGUAUCUGAGAAUGAGAGAAUGAAACUUCAGCAUGUCCUGGAGAAGCUGGCCUCAAAGCGAGAGAAGGUCGAGAUACGAGUCCAGAGCCUUGAAGAACACAAACUGGAAGUGACAAAACGAGCAGAAGGAGAAUCAAAGAGAGUUUCCUCCUUGUUCAGAGACAUCCAGAGACGUCUCGUAGAACUAGAGAAGAAAGUUCUAGAUGAGAUCUCCAGGCAGGUGGCUGAGGUGGUAAUAUCCGUCUCUGAUCUAAUCCAACAGCUCGAAUAACAGAAAGACGAGUUGUCCAGAGAGAUUUCCUGCAUUGAGGAGCUGUGUCUACUGAUGGAUCCAUUAAUUCUCCUCCAAGAACUGGAAUCUGGGAAAUAUUACUUGAGUGGUGAUGCCGAAGGAAGUGACGAAGACCAAAAAGACCCCAAGUCCCCCAAAUGUGUGGGGGAUCUGGACAGAAAUCUAACCACCAUGACCUUACAUACAGGGUUGGCUGAUAUCAUAGCACACUUUAAGGGAGGCCUUCAUAUUGUGGAGGUCCCAGACCUACUCCUGGAUGUUAAUACCGCUGCCAGUUACGUGCACAUCUCAAGUGACCUGAAAACUGCUUCAUAUUCCAGUAAUGAAAAGCACCCAGAAUCCCCCAGGAGGUUUGAAGACUGUCAAGUUUUGAGCACCAGAACCUUCUCAUCAGGCCGCCAUUUCUGGGAAGUGGAAGUUAGUAAAGCGGGGAAUUGGAUGAUAGGAGUGUGUUACCCCACUAUGGACAGAAAAGGCGACCAGUCGUACAUGGGAAGCAACGAGAAGUCCUGGUGUUUAUCUAGGUCCAAAUCAAAGAAGCAUCAUUAUUCAGUGAUGCAUCAUGGGAAGGGUAUCCAUUUACCCGGCAAGGCUUCCAGUCAGAGAUUAGUGAUCUAUCUGGAUUAUGAGGCUGGACAGUUGUCCUUCUAUGAGUUGUGUGAUCCGGUCAGACACCUGCACACCUUUACCGCUGCCUUUACCGAGCCUCUUCAUGCUGCACUCUACAUAUGGGAUGAAUGGGUUGCAAUUAGGAGCUAGAAUACGGGUAACAUCUGGAAGGGUUUGUUUGGGGGGUUAGGACUACCCAAACCUCUCUAAACCCCAAACACAAGGGACCUUGUUUUUUUGUUUUUGUUGGAAAGAGAGGGAACAUCUACAGAACUAGGAUGAGAUUCCUAUCACUGCACAACCCACCACUGAAAUCAGAAAAGUAUCUUGAGUUUCGCGUCACAGGUUUCCAGUUCCGGAGCAAAUAAACAAUGAUGCGUCUCCCAUGUGGGCCUUGAUGGUUUAACUCAAGCAAUACUGUUCUGUUAAAGGGGUAUUCCCGUGGAAAACUUUUUAAUUGUUUUUUAAAUCAACUGGUGCCAGAAA